AUGGGAAAAGGAAGCAAAAAAGAGAGCUCUUCGGAGUCAGAUCGUCCUGUGAUAAAAGACACGAGGUUUUCAUCGGUCCACAGCGAUCCAAGGUUCAAUUUACCUAAUUUGAGAAAUGUCAAGGUUAAAGUCGAUGAGCGUUUCAGUAAGAAGGAGUUGAGCAAAUUGAACGAAGGGGCUUUGGGAAAGAAGGUUAAAAUUGAUAGAUAUGGGAGAAAAUUGAAGGAUAAAGACUCUGGAAAGGAUUUUGAUAAGUAUUACGAACAGGAGGAUGAGGAAUCCAGUGAUAGUGCUAGUGACGAAGAGCCAAGCGAAGAUGAAGAAGAUUCUAGUGAAGAUGAAGAAGAAAUCGCCAAAGUAGCAAGCGAAGAUGAAGAGGAUAAAGAUGAUGUUGAAAGCGCAUUUGUUGAUCGUGCUAGAGGCGAAGGUUUGGAAUCGUCUUCUGAAGACUCUUCAUCCGAUCUGGAGACUGACUCUGAAUCCGAAUCUGAAGUCGAGUCUGAGAUUGAGCUUGAAGAAGGUAAGCCAGAGGAAGGUGACCCAUCUGAUUCUUUUGCUGUUGUCAAUAUGGAUUGGGAUAAUUUAAGAGCGGUUGAUUUGAUGGCUACAUUCUUGUCCUUCGUACCAACAGGUGGCUCGAUUAAGUCCAUUAGCAUAUAUCCAUCCGAAUUUGGAAAGGAACAAAUGCAAAAAGAAGAGGUGGAAGGUCCACCUAGAGAGUUAUUCAAGAGUAAACGUAAGAAGGUUGAAUCUGAUUCCGAUGAUUCUGAUUCUGAAAUCGACAUCAAUAACAAAGACGACUUGGAAAAGGCGGCACGUAAAUUAUAUCAAGAAGAUGAUGGGGAAGAAGAUUACGAUAGUAAGGCGUUACGUCGUUACCAAUUACAGAGAUUGAGAUAUUAUUACGCUGUUGUUAGAUGUGAUUCGAUCUCGACUGCAAAGAAAAUCUACGACAGCUGCGAUGGUACCGAAUACGAAUCCACUGCCAACAUAUUCGAUUUGAGAUACAUUCCUGAAGGAAUGGAAUUUGAUGAAAGCGAGUCGAAAGAUACAUGUACCAAGAUUCCAUCUAAUUAUAAACCAAACUCUACUUUCGUGACGGAUGCAUUGCAACAUUCCAAGGUCAAAUUGACAUGGGAUGAAACUCCUAAAGAAAGAUUAAAUGUUUCAACAAGACAAUUUUCCCAGAAGGAAAUCGAUGAAAUGGAUUUCAAAGCAUAUCUUGCCUCUGAUAGUGAUGAAAGUGACAAUGAAGCUACUAAUAAUGAUUUGAAGAAUAAGUAUCAAAGUUUAUUGGGUAAAGGAUUCUCUAGUAAAGAUGCAGAUAAUAAAGAAGAUGAUGUAGAUAUGGAAAUCACUUUCAACCCUGCAUUAACCGAAGCCGAGAGUAAGGUACCGCAAGAAGAAGAGGAAAAAGAAGAAUCCACCAUUGCUGCAUACAAGCGUAAGGAAAAGGAACGUCGUAAGCGUAGAAUGGAGAAGUUUAAGGAAACGCAAGAAGAAGAGAAUGCUGCUCAAAAAGAUACCGAGAAAAAUACUAAGGCAACUAAAGGCAAAAAGACCAAAGGCAAGGUCUCUCAUGAUGACGAUGAUAAGGCUAAGGCUCAAUUAGAAUUGGUCAUGAUGGAUGAAGAAAAUGGCGACUCAAACGCCCACCACUUCAACAUGAAGGAUGUCAUUAAACUGGAAAAGCAAAAGAACAGAAAGGGCAAGAAGAACAAGAAGAAUAUUGACAGCGAAAUGGUCCAGGAUGACUUCAAGGCCGAUUUGAAUGAUCCUCGUUUCAAGGAAAUCUUUGAAAGCCACGACUACGCCAUUGAUCCUACCAGCAGUGAAUUCAAAAAGACUAAUACCAUGAAGAAAAUCUUGCAGGAACGUUCCAAGAGAAAUCUCAAUGAUCCAGCUGAGCACAAUACCAAGAAGCAAAAGAAGAGUGCUACAAAUGAACAGAACUCAAACGAUCUUAACAACUUGGUGAAUAAAUUGAAACGUAAGCAUAACAAGAAGUAA
Messenger RNA from Debaryomyces fabryi, 2010 nucleotides. Its product is annotated as pre-rRNA-processing protein ESF1. The transcript has a single exon. The record is from RefSeq and is a predicted model, not a curated record. Lineage: Eukaryota; Fungi; Ascomycota; Pichiomycetes; Serinales; Debaryomycetaceae. Gene Ontology annotation, cellular component: nucleus. Gene Ontology annotation, molecular function: RNA binding. Gene Ontology annotation, biological process: rRNA processing. The coding region runs from base 1 to 2010 and encodes 669 amino acids.